Messenger RNA from Raphanus sativus (radish), 3377 nucleotides. RefSeq names its product valine--tRNA ligase, mitochondrial 1-like. Gene Ontology annotation, molecular function: aminoacyl-tRNA deacylase activity; valine-tRNA ligase activity; ATP binding. Gene Ontology annotation, biological process: valyl-tRNA aminoacylation. NCBI's taxonomy places the organism in Eukaryota, Viridiplantae, Streptophyta, Magnoliopsida, Brassicales, Brassicaceae. Gene Ontology annotation, cellular component: cytosol. The coding region runs from base 132 to 3224 and encodes 1030 amino acids. The record is from RefSeq and is a predicted model, not a curated record. The transcript is spliced from 20 exons.
AGUUAAAAAGGAAACGUAUCUUAUGCCGAAUAUAUAAAGAUUUCUUACUAUCGCAUUACAUGAGUUCUGUAUAAAUUAAUCAGUAAAAGAGAAGAAACCCAAUUGCAAAUUUCAUUCCAAACCUUAUCCCAAUGGCAGACGAAGAGAAGAAGAAGAUGCUCACAGCAGAGGAGCUCGAGCGGAAGAAGAAGAAGGACGAAAAGGCUAGAGAAAAGGAGUCGAAAAAGCUCAGAGCUUUGGAGAAGGCAGAACUUAAGGCAAAACAGGUCAAAGAUGAAGAGAAUCCUAAGAAGAGCACAAAAAAGAGUUCCCAACGGGAUGCUGCACAUGAAGAGAAUCCUGAGGAUUUUGUGGACCCUGAGACUCCUCUUGGUGAGAGGAAGAGGCUCUCUUCACAGAUGGCUAAGCAAUACAGCCCUGCUGCCGUAGAGGGAGCAUGGUACGCUUGGUGGGAGAAAGCUGGUUUUUUUACGGCGGAUGCUAAGAGUUCCAAGCCAGCAUUUGUUAUGGUUCUCCCUCCUCCAAAUGUGACUGGAGUCUUGCAUAUUGGCCAUGCCUUAACAACUGCAAUUCAGGAUUUGAUUAUUCGUUGGAAGAGAAUGUCUGGGUUUAAUGUACUGUGGGUGCCUGGGAUGGACCAUGCUGGUAUAGCUACACAGACUAAGGUUGAGAAAAAUCUCAAGGAUAGAGAGUUGACUAGGCAUGACCUCGGCCGUGAUGAAUUCAUAAAGGAAGUGUGGGAGUGGAAGGAGAAGAAUGGUAGCACGAUUCUAACACAACUAAGACGUCUAGGAGCUUCUCUUGAUUGGUCCCGUGAGUGUUUUACAAUGGACGAACAAAGAUCAAGAGCUGUUACUGAGGCCUUUGUACGGUUUUACAAGGAAGGGCUUAUCUAUAGGGACAUUAGGCUUGUUCAUUGGGAUUGUCAUUUGAAAACAGCUAUAUCUGACGCUGAGGUUGAGCAUAAAGAUAUUAAAGAAAAAACGCUGCUAAAUGUCCCUGGCUAUGACAAGCCGGUAGAGUUUGGUCUCAUUACUUCAUUUGCUUACCCUCUGGAGGGAGGCUUGGGCGAGGUUGUUGUAGCCACUACAAGGGUGGAAACAAUGCUUGGAGAUACCGCCAUUGCGAUUCACCCCGAUGAUGCAAGAUACACCAAUCUUCAUGGGAAGUUUGCUGUGCACCCUUUUAAUGGACGCAAGCUGCCAAUCGUAUGCGAUGGAGAACUUGUUGAUCCAGAGUUUGGUACUGGUUGUGUUAAGAUUACUCCUGCCCAUGACCCCAAUGAUUUUGAGCUCGGAAAGCGUCACAAUCUUGAAUUUAUCAACGUAUUCACUGAUGAUGGAAAAAUCAACACAAACGGCGGGGCUGACUUCACAGGGAUGCCACGCUUUGCAGCACGUGAGGCAAUUGUUGAAGCUUUGAAAAAUCAGGGGCUGUACAGAGGUGAACAAAGCAAGGAAAUGAGGCUUGGUCUUUGCCAAAGAACCUCCGAUGUUAUUGAGCCUAUGAUUAAGCCUCAGUGGUAUGUCAACUGUAGCACGAUUGCAAAGGAGGCUCUCGACGCUGCUACCAGUGAUGAAAACAAGAAGCUAGAAUUUAUACCAAAACAGUACGCUGCAGAAUGGAGAAGAUGGCUAGAGAACAUACGCGACUGGUGUAUCUCAAGACAGCUCUGGUGGGGACACAGGAUACCAGCAUGGUACGCCACUCUCGAGGAAGAUAAUCUCAGGGAGUUUGGCGCGUACAACGACCACUGGGUUGUCGCUAGAACCGAGGAAGAAGCUCGGAGAGAGGCUGCUGAGAAAUUCCCCGGGAAGAAGUUUGAUCUAGCCCAAGACGACGACGUGCUUGACACGUGGUUUUCUUCUGGGAUCUUUCCGUUAUCUGCUCUGGGAUGGCCCGAUGAAACUGACGACUUCAAAGCCUUCUAUCCGACGUCUCUCCUUGAAACUGGACAUGAUAUUCUCUUCUUCUGGGUUGCUCGUAUGGUUAUGAUGGGAAUGAAACUAAGCGGCGACGUUCCAUUCAGCAAGGUUUAUUUGCAUCCGAUGAUACGUGAUGCACAAGGGCGUAAGAUGUCAAAGUCUCUUGGAAAUGUAAUUGACCCGAUUGACAUAAUAAAAGGACAAGAAGGUACUAUUCCUGAAUGUGGUGCUGACGCUCUUCGGUUUGCACUUCUCUCUUACACUGCUCAGUCCGACAAAAUAAACUUGAACAUUCUCCGUGUGGUGGGUUACCGUCAGUGGUGUAACAAGCUCUGGAAUGCGGUCAGGUUCGCGUUGAUAAGACUAGGCGAUGGUUAUUCCCCUCCGCUGGCUCUAAGCCCCGAAACGAUGCCGUUCAGCUGCCAGUGGAUUCUCUCCGUGCUGAACAAGGCCGUAGCCAAGACGGUGGAGUCGCUGAACGCGUUUGAGUUUUCGGAUGCAGCCAACGCGGUGUAUGCAUGGUGGCAGUAUCAGUUCUGCGAUGUGUUCAUUGAAGCCAUCAAGCCUUAUUUUGGUGCCGCUGGUGAUAAUAGCCCUGCAGAGAGGGCUCACGCUCAACAUGCUCUCUGGGUAUCUCUGGAGACUGGUUUGAGACUGCUUCAUCCGUUUAUGCCGUUUGUUACUGAAGAGCUAUGGCAACGGCUGCCUUCACCAGAGAACUCUGAAAGAAAGGCUUCUAUCGUGAUAUGUGACUACCCAUCUGCUAUGGAGAAUUGGACAAAUGAGAAGGUGGAGACUGAAAUGGAAACCGUUCUAGCGAGUGUGAAGUGUCUGAGGGCACUCCGAGCUGAGUUGCUGGAGACACAGAAAAACGAAAAGUUACCUGCGUUUGCUCUGUGUGAAAACAACGUAACAUCCGAGAUUGUAAAAUCUCACGAGUUGGAGAUUAGAACCCUUGCAAAUCUAUCGUCCUUUGAGGUUCUGUUGAAAGGAGAACAUUCAGCCCCAUCUGGUUCUGCAGUCGAGACGGUGAACGAGAACCUUAAGGUGUAUCUCACAGUGGGGAGAGCCAUUAACGUAGAAGCUGAACAAGAAAAGAUCAGAAACAAGAUUGCCGAGCUACAAAAACAAAAGGAGAAGUUGCAGAAGAUAAUGAGCGCGUCUGGGUACGAAGAGAAGGUCCCUGCGAACAUAAAAGAAGAUAACGUCACAAAGCUCGCUAACAUUCUCCAAGAAUUCGAUUUCUUUGAGAAUGAAAGUGCUCGUCUCGCUGCAGAGACUGGUCAAUUUAGAAAAUGAACAAAUGAAACAGAAGGUGUGAGAAACACAGAGCUACAGUUUAUGUCUGAAAAAAACAUAAGCAUUUGAAACAUGUAUUUGAGGUUUGCAAAACUAUAUGUAUGAUGUUAUUCUGGAACCGGUCUUUAUUUAUUCUGCAACCAUCUAUUUUUA